Nasonia vitripennis (jewel wasp) is the source of this 8689-nucleotide messenger RNA. RefSeq names its product dystroglycan. The transcript has 15 exons. The record is from RefSeq and is a predicted model, not a curated record. Bases 385 to 4452 code for a protein of 1355 amino acids. Lineage: Eukaryota; Metazoa; Arthropoda; Insecta; Hymenoptera; Pteromalidae. Gene Ontology annotation, molecular function: calcium ion binding; laminin binding. Gene Ontology annotation, cellular component: dystroglycan complex; dystrophin-associated glycoprotein complex; sarcolemma. Gene Ontology annotation, biological process: morphogenesis of an epithelium; axon guidance; muscle attachment.
GGAGAGUCAGUGCGAGCCGCGUACGCGCCCAGUUCGCUCGGCGACGACGUUCUUCUCUCGUUAUCUCCCCUCUUUCUCUCGCUUUUCUCUUCACUCCAUACGCACUUAGACCGUCCUCGUCGCGUUCUCUCAUCAUCGCGGCGUUGUACACGGUGCGCGAGUGGAUAUCAUUGUAUGACGAUAAUAACGUAUAACCAGAGGUGCUAAGCGCGAGUGCAGCAGUGCCGGACAGUGUAUUUAAUUCUUUUUAUCAGUUCAGUGUGAGAUUUUUCGACCGAAUCGCAGGUGCCCUCGGUACGGAGAGAGAUUGAGAAAUCGGUAUCACAAAGCAUGGUAUGAUAAGUCGCAGUCGGUACAGCCGCCGUAGUCGCCGUUCCCGCCACGAUGAAGAAGUUGAGAGUCGCAGCACUGCUGCUACUGCUACUGCCGCUGAGCUUGAGCUUGAGCCAGCAAGAGGAUGACCUCGUGUUCGACGACGUCGGCGACGAGGCCUCGACCCUCGAGCCCGAGCGUAGUAAGGAGCAACAACAACAACACACCCCCGCCAACGCCAAGCCCAAAAAGUCCCAACGAGUCGAGAAGCUUCUGGGCAUGCCCGACGCUAUAGCCAACGUCGGCCACGUAUUCAAGCUGCAUGUGCCCAAGCAGGCGUUCGCCGGUAACAUCGAUUACUACGAGGCUCGAGGCAGCAACGGCAAGGGUCUGCCUCACUGGCUGCGCUGGGACGAGCCAGCCUCGGCCCUCUACGGCGUUCCAGCGCGCAAAGACGUGGGCCGGCAUCGCGUGAGCGUCAAGGCCUUCGGCAAACACGGCGACGUCGCCCAGGACUGGUUCAUCAUUCACGUCGUCCCGGAAAAGCGCGAGCACUACAGUCACAAGGAUGGAAAGAAACGCUGCACCGAGGACCAGGACCGCACGAUGCUGACCAUCUUGAUCGACGCAAGGUACGAGAACCUUAAGCCCAGCGCUAAGGUCAGAGCCCUCGAGAACCUCGCCGGAUUCUUCGGACUGCACCCGAGCUCCAUCUCGAUCCAGCCAGAAGUCAAGGAAAGCUCGUCUUCGGCUUCGUCGGUGCUCUCGGGACCGGGGAAUGUCGGUCGCCGCCGAGAAAAACACUCGACGCUCGUGCAGUGGCAGGUCGGCUGCGACGGACACUUCUGGCCGCACCAGAUCGACACGAUCAAGCAGAUACCGGAGCAGGCGCGCGACGGUACCCUGUCCGAGGUGAUGGAGCUGCCGGUCUACCAGUGGCGAGUGAGAGCCGACUCGACGGACUUUGCGCGGAACAGACGCGACGCCGCGGCCGGUUCCGGAGACGGUCUGCUGCCCGACGAGGAGGACGACGACGAGGAGGAUGAUGACCAAUACGACGACUACGAGGACGAGUACGACAGUAACAGCGAGGGCAUCACCGAGACGCCACAGGAGCCCAAGCAGAAGCCCGUCUUUAUCCCCAGCGGAACCGGCGAUAACGAUGGACAUCCGCACAGGCAUCGUCAUGGCUACGGCAGCGUUGCAAACAUCGGUCCCAGUAUUAACACCGAGGAUGAAGAAGAUUACAUCUGGAGGAAUUCCGACGUCAACAACUCCAUCUUCAACGCGACGCCGUCGACGACCAGCACGACAACGACGACCACUCCAUCCACAACAACCGAAACAGAACCUCCGCCUACCACGCCAACAACCACAUCAACAACGAGCACCACCGAAGCUCCAACAACGCCAACCUCAACAACAACAACGGAGUCAACGACAACUUCUACUACUACCUCCACGACGACAGAACAUGUGCCAGAACCGUCGAGCUCCACAACCGAGAGCACGACGACAACGUCCACAACGACAACACAAGCAACUCCUAGCACUGCCGACAUCCUGACUAACGAAACUACAAGAACGACCACCUCCCCUUACACGAACUUGACGCAAGUCGCGACCGGUAGUUCGAAUACUCAAACUAAUGUAACGACGGACUCACUGACAGUUGACAACGAAGAUCCACUGGUGACCGAACGAGACAUCGACAACGAGACUGAGACCGACGAGAUGACGACCUUGCAGCCAAUUUUGUUCAACGGCUCGGAAUCGACAAUGGCCGGCAGCUCUGGAGCCCCGGCAUCCAACACAAGCGUCGUGGAAGUGUCAGUAACGACGUCGGAGCCCAACGCUACGUCGAUAUUUACUGUAAAUGCCACUACCGAGGAGUAUCCGGAAGCAUCUGUUCCUGUAAAAGAAAGUUCAAGCCCAUCCUCGACAACGAGCUUCCCUACAAAUUCGUGGAACGAUACCGAUACGGAUAAGAUAUUUGAAGAAUCAGAUCCUUACGAUACUAUGCACGUGCCUGUGUACAGUUCAACGCCCAGCACAACAACAAGUACGACCACCGAGGAGCCAACGGCGACAACUCCAGAGCCGUCAUCGACAACCACCAUAACCACAACCACGACGACGGAAGCCCCGACCACGCCAUCGACUACCACUUCCACCACUACCACCACAACGACACCGGCACCGACUACGUCGACCACGCAAUCGACUACGACGACGAGCACGACUACUGAGAGGAUUGAGUACGGCAUGCGCAACAACCCACCCCGAGUACAGAGAAGAUUGAAGAAGAUCCCGAUAACUCAGGGCAAGCCGCUUAGCUACAUGAUACCUGAAGAAACGUUCAGAGAUGACGAGGACGGCAACACAAGGCAGCUUCGACUCAGGAUCUACGAGAAGGACGCACCACUUAAAUCUAGUUACUGGUUGCAGUUCAACGAGGAGACGCAAGAAAUUUAUGGCUUACCUCUUGAAGAUCAGUACGGAACGUAUCCAUUCGAAGUGGUCGCUAUGGACAGCCAAGGAUUGACGACGAGUGCUACGCUUGAUAUUUCCGUGCAGCAACACAAGCAGAUCCGAGCGGUUAACCACGAGUUCCACGUUUAUCUGAAAAUCGAAAAAAGAAGCGAGUUCCCGACGAACGUUGAUUGGGAGCUCAAGGUCAUGCGAAGUUUGGCUGAACUCUACGGGGAUGAAGAUCUUAGCUACAUCACAGUCAGAUCCAUCGACAUUGAUGGUGACCAGGCCAUUUACACUUGGACGAAUGACAGUCUAGCAAGGUCGAAUAUUUGCCCUCAGGAUGAAAUCAACAGGCUGUAUAGCAUUCUUGUAGCAGAUGAUAAGACUGAAGAGCCGAGCGAAGGCUUGAUGCAUGUCUUGGGUCCCGAAAUAAGACCCAAACGAGUUGUGUAUCAAGGCUUGCAACAGUGUCAGCAAAUCAAGGAAACCCAAGUUAACAAAUACCCUGUGCCCAGAAACCAAAUUGAUCAAUUGAAUGCGACUGUGGGUCAAUUGUUUGUAUAUAAAGUGCCAAAGGAUACUUUCUUCGAUGAGGAGGAUGGCGAUACUGGAAGCAUGAAAGCGACUUUGUUGACUGCGAACAGAUCAGAAAUUCCAGCAUCGGAUUGGCUACAGUUCGACAGCAGUAAUCAAGAAUUUUACGGCGUGCCUUUGCAGCAAGAUAUCGGUCGCAAGACAUAUCAACUAGUCGUUAAAGAUAGAGAAGGCCUGGAAGCAACUGACAGUCUAGUCGCGGAGGUGCACCCGUCACCAAACAUGCGCCACGUCGUCGAAAUUUCGAUGAUACUCAAUAUGGGCUACGACACGUUCGGUAAGUCGGCGCAAAAGAAGCGCGAGUUCAUUCAAAAACUUCAGAGGCUCUAUGGCGAUAAGAAUACGAGCGCCAUAUCCCUUCUUCAUAUCAAUGGCAAUCGCGACACUACUACCGUCACGUGGAGUAACCUCACUCUGCCGACUAACGAGUGUCCAAGUCAAGAGAUCGAUCAAUUGCGUGGCGUCCUUGGAAAGGAUAACAAUCUCUCCGAAGAGUUGAUCAGAGAGUUUAACAGUGAAAAUCAGCCAGAAUUUGCAGUUAUACAGUUAACCGUGAAAUCGACGGGUGCAUGCAGAGAAGCUGGAAUGAUUCCACCAGACCAGCCACCAGUAGACGACUCCACGUCAGUCGGUGCAAGUCACGAUGAUCAUUUCUUCACAAUCAUACUGCCUACCAUCAUUAUUGCCGCCUUGAUAUUACUCGCGGCGAUAAUCGCUUGCAUACUGUACAAACGAAAAAGGAGCGGCAAGAUGAGCGUAAGUGAGAAAGAUGAUGAAAGACAGAGCUUCCGCAGCAAAGGCAUCCCGGUGAUAUUCCAAGAUGAGCUUGACGAAAAACCAGAUCCAGGCAACAAGUCUCCCAUAAUUCUGAAGGAGGAAAAACCGCCGCUACCACCUCCAGAAUAUCAACGAGCGGAGGAUGGCGCUGAUAUCCCGAUGCUCUCGAAGGAGAACUCCGAAGAACCAUACCAGCCGCCGCCUCCGUUCGCCACGAAUCGCGACAGCAAUCGCCAAAACAGACCAAAGCCCACACCGACGUACAGGAAGCCGCCACCGUACGUGCCGCCCUAACAGAGCAACCACAGCAGUGCGCUCGCCGCAGCCGUAGCCGCAGCCGCAGCCAACAACACAACGGUGCACUCGCCUACGCGCAAGUACAUGCUGGCGAUGCUCGGCGACUCGCCCACGCACGUUCAACACCAGACAACCACCACCACGACUAUCGUAGCUGCACGAUUCAGCAAGGGCCAGCUCAACAAUAAUGGCUUCUGCGAGCCUCGUCUCGUCCGAUAGACUCUCACUCGCCCAGUGCUCGACGACGAUUAUAAAGCAACGCACUAGGCUCGAACGCUCGGCGAGUUCGAUUUUAAUGCUUUUCUUCUUUCAGUUUUCUUACGUUUAUUUUUAUUAUGAAUAGAUUUCUUACGCGAGAUUUACUUAACAUGAAACGACCAGAAGUGAAGUCUUUUUCUAUGAGUCCGUAAGCAGAGCGUGUAAUUAUAUAAUUGUGCUUGAACGAGAUUCGUUAUCAAUAUUUUAGAGCUUCUUCAGUUGCUUGGACUCUUGCGCGAUUUUGUUGGUUCUUGCCGAAGAAUAUAACAGAUUGAUUAUGCUUUGCGAUGCAGGUCAAAGUGUUUCGAAUGACGGACCGAUACGUUAUUGUAAAUGUACUACCAUGCGUACUUAUUAAUAGGUACGUGUGACUAUGUCUGUUCGUUUAAACGUAGUGAGGUAAUUUUGCAUUCAGCUUUAUGAGCUUAUGGUCUGGCUACAUGAUAUACAUCAUACGUAAUUUUAUUUUUUGAUCAGAGAAUGUACUGACCAUCGCAUUCGAAUUUGCGUGAGAGCCUAAAAAACACAUAAACGGCGAGGUAUCAGAGGAAAUUAAAAAUUUCGGAUGAUCUGUUCGAGGGUACGUUCUAUGAUUUCUUGAUUUUGAAAUACGCACACACGUAAAAAAGUAAAGAGAGAAAUAACUUAUUGAAACUUGUCGAUCACGCGUUGCCUUUCGUAACGACCUUCGCGUUUAGCGUAGAAAAGAAACCCAUCGCUCUUAUGUCGAGACUCGUGUAUCGAGAAGGUUAGAGAAAGCAUAGAAAAAAAACAAAAAAGUAAAUAAAAAAACAAACAGAGAGAGGUUUACGGAGAAAAUAUUAACGAAUCUAACGAUACUCAAAAAAGAAUAUAUUUCACAGUAAUCAGUGCCAUUUUUAUUAAGCAAUAAGCUCGCCUAAUUAUGAAUACUGAUUUUUUUACAUGACUUUUUUUAUACCGGGUUCUUUGAAUUGACCAACUAAACGUUGCAUCGAGUCUCUUAAUUAAUAUAGACUGUAACGUACUUCUCAUGAAAGAUACAGAACACUGCCAGAGCAAAUAAAUAAUCUUUGUUCGAAAGUUUAAGACGCAACUGUGUACAUCAAGAUUUUCUCAAAGAAAAAAGAACAAACUGUGAAUUUGACGCGUAUCAUUUUGAGCUUUCAAGGAUUAUUUGUUAAGAAACAAUUUAUCUAUGCUUCCAUUGGCAGAAUAGUAUGCCAAUAAUAAAAAUAUUAAAAAGCGAUUGUGAACUACGAUUAUUCGUAUAACAUAAACACACAGCCGUUUAUUAUGUAUACAGUACAUAUUUAAUGAAUGUCAGUGCUUUUAUAUUUGUAAUAAUUUUUUUAUUCAAAUAUCCGCCUGACUAAUUUUAAAAGCAUUUACGUUUUAAAAUCACUUAAUCGUGACGACGACUUUUCAAUCCUUUUAUUCUGUGUACUUCUUGAUUUUGUACUUUUUUUUAAGAUGGAAAAGAAUAUUACGACCGCCAAAACAAAGAAUAUGUUUUUAAACACAGAUUAACAUCGAAAGCAUUAAUUGCAACGCACUUGUAAACUGAUGCGCAUUUUUAACUACAAAACUAUUUAAUUUUAGAAGUUACACACCUAGUUACCAAGCCAAAACUUGACUUAUAUUAUGAAAGGAAAAAAGUUAUCGAAUAAAAAUAUAAGAAAAAAGAUUGAAACGUUCAAGAUAUGUUUAACCUAACGCGGGUACACCAUUAUCAUUAUACAUCGUAUUUGUCAAGGAAUUUUUAGAAAACCUUUUAUUAUUGUAUAGACGUAUACAAACGAGAUGGGAAGAAUAAAAAACGAAUUUUUAGCUCCUCCGCAGAGUGGCAGCCUUCUAGGCAGCGCAUUGUUUUACUUAUACACGUAUGUACUACGUGUGACACGCAACAAUUUUACAAUCCGAUAUUUUUAUUGAAAUGAGACGAUAAUAAUUAUGUAGGUGAUGCGCAUGGAACCGUGCGAAUGAAGGCAAUUUCUGUUUGUCUUGCGGUGUACGUGAAAAUUUAAGGAAUAACAUGAAAUUCAUGCGAAUGUUUGGUAUGCCAGUAAAAAAAAGAAUGGGAAAGAAAAGCUAGUUUUUAAAGUGUAGCGUCAACGCACUAAUGUUAAAUCGCAUUGUUGCGUAAUCUUUAGAAAUUAAGUCUACCAACGAUUAUACAUAGACUAAAAUCACGUUCGUUGCUAAAUUUCUAUAACGACAGUAAUAUCGUCCUUGCUUGAUCUUUUUCAUCGACAUCGACACGGCCUCAAUUUUUAGGCUCUGUAAAACGUGCUAAUAGAAACGAAAAAAAAUUAAAUUAAAUGUUCCUCGUUGUAUUGUUUCGAUUGAAGAUCCAUUGGAGCUUUCUAAAAUUACGGUAAUCUGCUGAUGUCGAUGUUAUAAAGUUUGGUACUGUCGUAAACCUUUUUAUACUGAAACUUUUAAAAUUAUACAUUACGAAUAAUGUUCGAUCUUUUCUUUCUUAAAUCAUUUCUCGAUAAUUGCGAUUUUAUUGCUUCUGUAAGUGUACGUAAUAGGUGAUAAGCCUUGAUUUUAUACUUGAGUGUAAUAUGUCAAGCUCGAGACGAUGCGUCUUUGCGUUUUACAAUAAAACAGAAAUUAAAUGAAUAUGAAACAUUAUAUACCUAACAUCAAUUCUCUCAUAUCACGCUUAUCUCAUAUCGUUGCUCAAUGCGUAUCCGUCAAAUGCUGCCAGACAAAAAAUCUUGUAUCAUAUUCAUGUGUACGAUAAAUAUAUUAAAGCUAUAGUGUUGGAGAUAAAGGCUAAGAGAAUAGAGAAGGACGUUUCUGAAAAUUCUACAUGGGACCGAAGUAGAAGCAAAGCGAUCGAUCGAUCGAAAAACAAGUAGAUGUCGGCUAUAUGGGGUACAAUUUUGGAUAGAGAGAAAGAGAGAAACGAACGAGGCGCCAAAGUUAUUUUUUACUUGUAUUAGUGGUUAAUGAAAACUAAGCGAGGAGUGGAAUUGGGAAAUGUACAAAAUUAACGUUGAUUUUUGUCAAGAGAAGGCGCUCGCUUGAAAAUCCUUAUUCGAACAAACGAUGAAAAUGAACUUUCACGCCAAAUUCACUCCUCGGUAGAGUACGAGAUAAUAGGAGGAAAUACGACGAAGAAUUAUUUGGAAAAUUUGUCAUACACGGUAUUAUAUCCCUUCGGAUGUUAACGGAGACGUAUAGUAGUUGUCAAUGUACACGCAUGCCGCGAUCGGGCAUUCAAAGUUCCAAUGACGAUGGUUAAAAAAAGCGAAAAGGAAAAGGAAAAGCGCAUUAUAAUCGCCUGGAAUUUUAAGAUUAUUUUUACCUGUCAUAAGCCAUAACGCUUCCUUGACAUCGCGUAACUCUUAACGAGUAUACUCUUGUGCACAUAAGUAUACAAGGUACACACCGACACACGACACACGAAUAAUCAGAUACACGCAUACACGUCGGUACUCGUGGAUGGUACCUGAGAUAUAUAUACAUAUACACACAGAGCCCUUUUCCCCGGACGCGCGCGGACAAGGUCGAUCGGCUGAGAAUUGAAGAGCAAAUUAUACAUAAUUGCGUGUAUGUGUAAGUACGUACAAUAUAGCGCGAAAUCCAACGUAACAAUCUGUCUAUAGCCGAAGGUGGUUAGCGUUCAGAGUUUAAGUGGCAGCUCAUAAAACAUUAACUAAAAUCGUAUCAAUGAUUCAGAGCUUCAACGAAUGAACUAUGACGGUACAACCAUAAGACUGCAUUGUAAAAUAACGAGAAAAAAUACACUUGUCACUCGGACGAUAUCAGCUACUUCCAACUUAUCUUGCAUGUAGGCAUGUAUGCAACGAUUGCGUGUGUGAUUGUACUUACUUAUAAAUGAUACCACAUAUCUUCGAGUUACAAAAAUAAUGUGUAAUAACGAUUAGGCGUGUAUUCGUCGUUCGGCCCGGUCCGCGAAGCUUGUGCGCAUCCGCAUCGAUUCUCGCGACUCUAUAUCGAUAUGUUGUCAGUAAUAUACGAA